Branchiostoma floridae (Florida lancelet) is the source of this 1672-nucleotide messenger RNA. Its product is annotated as FK506-binding protein 2-like. The transcript is spliced from 3 exons. Gene Ontology annotation, molecular function: peptidyl-prolyl cis-trans isomerase activity. Gene Ontology annotation, biological process: protein peptidyl-prolyl isomerization. NCBI's taxonomy places the organism in Eukaryota, Metazoa, Chordata, Leptocardii, Amphioxiformes, Branchiostomatidae. The record is from RefSeq and is a predicted model, not a curated record. The coding region runs from base 35 to 601 and encodes 188 amino acids.
CUUACUUGAUAUCUAAUCAGUGUUAUUUUUGAAAAUGAAAGUGAACACUGUUAUUGAAACGUUGAGCCGUAGUUUCUGUCACCACGGCAGAUUGGACUUGUCUAAGAUCUCUCGGCUCGGAAAAGCGGCAUCUAGCGGCACCAGACGUGAGUGCAGUGGUGAGUUGGCACCAACAAACUUUUCCUCCAAACGUCCACCCCUUUUCACCGGCAAUAUGAAGCUACAGGUGGUCUUGGUGUUUUUCUGUGGAUUCCCCGUAUUGGAAGGCGCUAAGAAGAAGAAGGACCUUGAGAUCCAGGUGGAUUAUAAGCCCGAAGACUGCUCCGUGCGUGCGGCACUGGGAGACACCGUGUCUGUACACUACACAGGUUACCUGGACUCCGGGGCCAUCUUCGACUCCUCCCGCCAGGAAGGCCGCGAGCCCAUCGCCUUCCAGCUGGGGGCCAGGAAGGUGAUCCCGGGCUGGGAACAGGGCAUCGUCGGCAUGUGUGUGGGAGAGAAGCGGAGACUGGUCAUCCCUCCGCAUCUGGCGUAUGGGAAGGAGGGCAGAUCACCGGUCAUCCCUCCCCAGGCCACUCUGACCUUUGAACGGAGCUGGUGACCAUUGACACGGUGUCCUCUGCAGACACAGUCCUCUCCUUUCUGAGUUUUGCUGCGGUUCCUCUGGCUGUAUUAGGAUUUGUCUACUACUUGUACAACAAGGCAUCAACUGCUCCCACCAAGAAAGACCUUAAAGAAGAAAGGAAGAACAAAAAGAGAAAAUAAAAUAGAGUUUUAACCUUAAGCAUCAGUGCCUUACAUCAGUUUUAUAUCUUUUAAUACAGGUGAUCGGGAAUAUGAUAAUAAUUUUUUAUUUGCAAAAUCAUGCCUGAAGGCUUAUUGCAUGUACAUUCUCCAAGACUAAAGAGUAGAAAAUAGUGUGACACAUAACACUAUAUUAUACAAUAUUAUACUAUCGUCGGGGUUGACUUCUUGUUUGAAGGCAGUGGUAUAAUGUUCCUCAGAGACAGGUGAUUGGGGUGGCCUUGUUAUAUUUUCAAACAUCAAGUAAUGUUGAAGCAUUAUGCUGCAUUAGGCAUUUAGGACUAGCAGAUCAUUGUCAUUGAUAAUAGUACUAUUUAAUACCAUUGAUAGAGCUAUGUGCCUGAUCCUAAGACAUCUUUGACUUUAAAACCAUUGGCAGCUAUGAUGAUGGAACACAUGUAUGUAUGAACCGUGUUGCCUUCUCAUCUGAAAUAUAUUGCAGCUAGAAUGAUACAAUUGUAUGUGGUCUAUUGUUAUUACUGUAAAUGCAUUUAAGUUUGCGGGGAUUUAAUUUCGCGGUAGCGGGGAAAUGGACUUUUUGCGGUGGUUUUAAUUUCGCGGUAGCACCAUGCACUGUAGUCUCUUACUGUUCUGGAAAAAUAUUCGCGAACAUUUCUGCAUUUACAGUAGUAUUUUGGUAUGACAUCCAUAUUCUAAUCAGUGACAAAAUGAAUUGAGAUUACUGGUAUUUUUAUUAUGUCAUGCUGAAGUUGUGGUGGAGGGAAUUGACAGUAAACAGUAAGAAGAUGACGUUUCCAGAAUCAUGUUUCGUAAAAUAUGCAAUGAGGCGGUUGCCCAUAUAAUUUGUUUUAAACCUCUGUGACUGAGACUAUGUGUAUGUGCAUGGCGCAUUAAAAAAAUAGAGUUC